This is a messenger RNA of Spodoptera frugiperda (fall armyworm), 8824 nucleotides long. RefSeq names its product TAR DNA-binding protein 43. Gene Ontology annotation, molecular function: RNA binding. The transcript has a single exon. The record is from RefSeq and is a predicted model, not a curated record. Gene Ontology annotation, cellular component: nucleoplasm. Gene Ontology annotation, biological process: regulation of gene expression. Lineage: Eukaryota; Metazoa; Arthropoda; Insecta; Lepidoptera; Noctuidae. Bases 257 to 1492 code for a protein of 411 amino acids.
CUAUAGUAUGAUCACCAUUAUUUGACACUUGUAACUCUACAAAUUCCCUUUGAUUCCACCUCUACAAUAGAUCAAAAUUUAUUUGUCGAACUAUGUUUUCAACCUGCAAAUUGCAAUGGGUUCAUAACCCGUAGGUGACGUUAAUUAAUUUUAUUUAUUUAUAUGACAUAAAAAUUGUACAUUUGUGUAGUGAUAAGUUUAAAAUCUGUGUUUAUUUUUAUCAAUUUUUAUUAAUAUUGUUCAUGAAUAAGAAAUAAUGUCCUUCGAGUACUUGCCCGUGGCUGAAGACGAAAAUGAAGAACCCAUAGAAUUACCAAUCGAAGAUGAUGGUACGUUGAUGUUAACUACCGUAUCGGCGCAAUUUCCGGGCUGUUGUGGCCUAAAAUAUCGUCACCCUGAAACAAAAAUCAUCAGGGGUAUCAGAUUAAGAGAAGGCAGAUUGUACCCACCCCCUGAAGGAUGGGGUAAUCAUUUAUACAUAUGUAGCUUCCCUAAAGAAUCUAAGCGUAAACCGGGUGAAACUUCUGAAUCGGCCACGACGAAGAACAAGCGAAAUGACAAUCUGUGCUCUGAUUUGAUAGUAUUGGGGCUGCCAUGGAAAGCCACAGAGCAAACUGUUCGUGAAUACUUUGAGAAGUUUGGUGAAGUUUUAAUGGCGCAAUUGAAAAGAGACCCUAAAACGGGAAUGUCGAAAGGUUUUGCCUUCAUUAGAUUUGCUUCAUAUACUUCUCAGAUGAGAGUGCUUGCUCAGCGGCAUAUGAUUGAUGGAAGAUGGUGUGAUGUUCGGAUACCUAACUCAAAAGAAGGAUCAGUUGCAUCAAUGCCUUGUAAAGUGUUUGUUGGCCGCUGUACGGAAGAAUUAACAGCCAAUGAUUUGAGGGAGUACUUCUCUCAGUUCGGGGAAGUAACUGAUGUGUUUAUUCCUAAACCAUUUAGAGCCUUCAGCUUUAUUACAUUUUUGGACCCAGAGGUUGCACAAAGCCUCUGUGGCCAGGAUCAUAUAAUCAAAGGAGUAUCUGUCAAUGUUUCUAAUGCCUCACCCAAGCAAAACAAAAGUGGCUCUAAUCAGCGCACUAUGCCUGGACGCAAUUAUGAAGAUGGGCACCCUCAUAAUGCAUCAAACAACAACUCAUGGAGCAGCCGCAAUAUGGAUAUGGUGAACAUGCAAGCUUUGAGUUUAUCUGGACAACAUGGUCAAACUGCAGUUGCUGGAGGUGGUGGGCAGGCUCAAGGUGGUAGCAUGCCCCUCGGGAUGGGAGGAUUGCCAGUAAAUCAAGCUCUAGUGGCAGCUGCACUAAAUCAGGCUGCUGGCUGGGGUCUCAUCAACAACAUACCGUCCGGUGGCUCUGAGCAGGGCGCAUUUGCUGGUCCAGCAUCUUCUGCGCCGCCUGCUCCACCCAACUUCCUCUCUUGGAUGCAACAAGGUAAUUCUGCACAGGGACCCUCUAGUCAGUGGGGACAGCGGCACCAGUCCCAAGGCCACUCUGUUUGAUCCAUCAUCUGGUUGAAAGCUCACAAUAAUUUCUGUGAUUGUAGCAACAAUUAGAUAAUUUAUCAUUUGUUUUAUCUACACUAUACAAAAGGGUUGUUCUAAUGGUAAAGAGAGUGGUUUAAAUACAUAGUUUGCUACUGAUGUUAUUUAUUUAUUGUGGAGUUGCUUGUGUUUCGUUGAUUUAUUCAAACUUAUAUAAUUAUAUUAUAAAUAAAGUAGAUUACAGUAUCAUGGAAUGAAUGUUACACACUAGAUAAUUUUUUAUAUGUACAUUGUGUACAUAUAAUUAGUCUUAUGCUUAUAUUUAUCAAUUUGUGAUCUAAACAAUUUCCAGUAUCUACAAUACAUUCAUGAUUCUUACUGUGUUUCUUUGAUUUUAUCAGUGCAACAGUAAUUUUUAGAAGUGUAAUAAUAACAGCAUUAUUUUAACAUGUGAUAAUAACUGCCAAUGUGAGUGCUCAUAAUUUGUUUUAAUUAUCUAAUUUCUUUUUUUAAAGUAACAUAGGAUUGAAGUACUCAAUUUCUGUUACAAAUAGAAAAUGCAAAUGCCAAGUAAUAAUCAAAAUGAUUUAGUUUUUGUAGCAGCUCAUAUUAAACUAUAUGAUGAAUGUAAAGCAAUUAAUGCAGAACUUUAUAAUUUAUUAUUCAGAUUAAUUACUGUAAUAUCUUGAUCACCUUUUUAGUAGUAUUCACUGUUCAUUUAAGUAUGCUUGUGUAUUCUAGAUAAUUAGGAUUACAAAACAUCUGAUAAAAGUAGCACACUGUGGAUGAGGCGAAUAUGCAUGUUAAUUUGCCAUAAAAUAGUGCCCACUGCAAAAUAAUUCCUCUUUUCACACAGAAAAGGAGCAUGGAUCACAAUGCUUGCUCAAUGCAGAUUGGCAAUUUCAAAGAUAUAUAACUAUAAAACCUAAUUUCCUCAAAAAUUUUAAUUCACUAUAUGUGUCAUCAAAUUGGUUGUUGCCAGUGUUUGAAGCCCCACACUCAUGCUGAAGAAUCAGGCACUUAAACCAAGGUGCCUGAUCCUAUGGCACAAUAUUUUUAAUCGAAUGCCUAGGGAUUUUUUAACUAUAUUUUAAAUUUUUUGAUAUUUUAUUUCUUACUGAGUUUACGUAAUGUUUGAAUAUCCGAUUGAUAAUAAAACAUUAUGCAGUUUAUUAUUUAUGUGUAGGUACAUGCACAACUUACAUACAAUUUACACCAAAAUUUAAAUUGAAUCUGCUACGUUCAAAUGUUGAAAGUUAUUUUAUACUAUGUAAUUUUUCUGAAUAAUUUUUAUUAUAAAAUAUGUUUUUCUGUAUACAUACAGAGUUUAGAUUUUCACUGUUAUAAUUAAUUUUAGUUGGAUCACAAAAUGAUAAAAAUAAAAUCUUUUCUACAUUAAAUCAGUUAGAGAUAAAGGUUUUAAUGACAAGCUAAUCUGACUGGAGCUACGGCGCUGGUGCAACGUUUCUUUUAAUACCUGGUAACCCGGUAGCAUAAUAUCGUAACCACGUCACAAAAGAAUUGCAAGAUGCUUACUGGUACAAUCAUCUUGAUCGACUGUGGAGUUGGUAUGUUUUAAAUUAAAACAUUUUGCUUCCGUAAUCUACACAACCGGAAAUACUUACACGACGUGGCUCCUGUCAAAUUUUAAAUUAGUGUGAAAUGUUCGUUUCAUAUUAUUCUGUAUUUGGAUUUUAAUAAAUAUUGUCAUUAGAGUUUUGUUUUAUGGUGUACUGCACAUGUAGCCCAUGAAAUAUUUAUUUAAUUAUGUUAUCAAUAUUCUGUAGUUUUUAUAAAUAAUAAUUAUAUUUUGAUAAAGGACCUACCAAGGCCUUUAAAAAAAUUCAAGUUACCAUUAUCAAGAAUUCAAGCUGUCAUGAUUUUAAGAUUUUAUAUAAAGGCAAAAGCUUGAAGAUUAAGAAUAGCAGCAACCAUCUAAUGUUUCGCUUGUCAAAUAUAACAUUUUGUUAUAAAAAUAACCUAGAUUUUGUAAUAAACAUCACUGCAUAGUUAUUUGUACUAAUUUAAGAAAAUAUUAAUUUUUCUAACUGAUAUUCGCAUACAUUUUAUAAAACUUAAAUCUGUCUAGAUAUAAAUUUUAGCAAUGAAUGCAGUGGAAAAUAAUAUUUUAAUUUGCUUUAUUAAAUAUUAAAUGUAUGUCGCAAUAAUCGGACUGUCUUCGGAUUGGAUCUACGCAACUUCAGUGCUAUUAUUAUGAGUGUAAUAGAAGUAAGUGUACUGUGCUUUUGUACAUUAAUAGGUAAAUGAUAUGAUUUAACAGCAGACUGUUGAGAGUUCAUACAUUGUAUAGUAAAAAAUAGAAAUCUAUUGAUUGUUAUCAUUGUUUAACAAAUAAUGUUGAUUAUUAUAAAUUUAUUGUGUAUGUUUCCUCAGGUGGAUGUGGGUAUGAAAAUUGUAGGCAGAUGUCUAUUUUUGACGAAAUAAAUAGUUAGAAUAUUUUUGUUACUAAGCAAUGUGGGAUUGUUUACUGAAUGGGUAUACAUAGACUUAGCUGUAGCGCACUGAUCCAAUAGCCACUGUAAAUAACAUUUAGAAGAAAUUGGAAGGAUGUUUGUACAAAUUGCAAGACUGUAUAUACCUAAAUGAGAUGAUAAUACGACAUCUAUUACAAAAUAAUUAUAAAUCUCUAAGGAGGAGAUAAACAUACGUUUAUGACAAAUUUCCUUGCUGCUGCAACAUUGCAGGUCAUAUAAAAAGCGUAACGACCAUACAAAGAUCCGACAAACUUAACAUGGAUAUCGCAACUGUCUAGCUAAUAUUACUGCAAUAUGUAGUAAACUGGAAUAAGUUAUAAGAUCAAGUAAAAUAUUACCUUAACAAGUUGCUAAUUGAAACGACAGGAAGUGUUUGAUGAAGGUAAUGCGAUUGUUGGAUCAUACAUCGUAAUACAAUAAUUACCGUAUGUUUAAUUUAAAUUGUGUUACAAGUAAAAGAGCUAGCGAUAUUUCUUAAAAAAUCCAGUACGUUAAAUAUUUCUAUGUAGGUACUGGUCAAAGUGUUACAUAUGUUAAGGUAUCGUCGUUAACUAAAUACAAAAUUAUAAAAAGAUAUAUUUAUUUUUACAAUUGACUAGAUACAGAUUUAAAUUUAUUUCAGACAUAAUAUUACAAACGUCAGGGCUUUGGAGUAGUAGGAUGUUAGUAAAUUGAAGGAUUCGACAAUAUUUUCUGAUACAAUAUUUUAGCUUCAUAUAACUUUCGUCACUGUCUAUCUCCUUGUAAAAACGUCUAAUACCUACCUACAUUAGUAGUUGUCGUUGCCCAAACUAUUAAGUACAAAAGGAACUUACUAAAGUUAUUAGUAAAAAUAUAUAGACAGAUUAUUUAAUUCCACUCGCAUACAUUUUUAUUCUUGUAAUUUUUCUUGUAUAAAAUUAAAUGCUUAGUGGUUAUUACAAUAUAAUUAUGAUUACAUUUAAAUAUUUACUUGUCUUAUUACUUCAUUUCAUGUAUCUAAAAUUAACAGAAUCGGAUUUACAGAAAAGAUAUUAAUAUUUUCUGAUUCAAUCGUUUUAAAAGAAAUGUUAUGGUUUACAACACCGUUUACAUUGCCCACAAUCUACAAUUAAGCGCUUCUGCCCACUAUUGUCUUAUCUUUGUUAUUUGCUGUUUGUAGCCUAAUCUGUAAUGUCGUUCACAAACGGUUCUGUCGAAACCGUCCAGUCUCUUGAACUAGACAAUGCCUAUGUUUUAGCCGGAUAACUAUCUCUACCUGCACUUGUUGAUUUUUCGUGAAUUUAAUCCGUAAUUUCCUUUGUAUCAACUGGUUGAGGUACCUAUCGCAAUUGCAAGUCAUUGAUAGUUACCUAAAAUGGUGCAAUACAUCCGUGAUAUGCGAGAAAAACUAAUUGUUUUAAUGUUAAUUUACAUGUGAUAAACACAAUGUUUAUUAUUAAUUCUAACAUUAACUCUAAUAUAUUUUUUGGGACUUGAACUUCAUCAUUUUCAUCCCAAAUUUGGGUAUUGAUUUCACCCCUGUGCAAUAAAGUUUGAUAAAACUACAUAGUUUCGUUAGUAAAAUAAGUACUAGUUAAUCAAUUGUGCAUGAAUAUAAUAUAACUCUACACCAAUUAGCAGGCCCGUGUCGAUCCACAGCGUCCUAAAUUCCUAACAGGUACUACCCAAUUGAUAAUAUACAUAGGUAAUUCGGUACAUACAGAAAAGAAAAAUAAUUAUUUGAUGUGGCAGAUGCACGGGCACAUUAUAGCUAAUUUUUAACUUCCCACUAACGAAACUUACUGGCUACUAAAAAUCCGUGGCAAAUGUCUUAUCGGCAUACCUAACCGAAACGGCAAAACGAGCGUUUAACUGUGUACACGUUGCACUAUUUUUUAUUAAGCCAUGCUAUAUCGCAGAACAGUCUUCUGCAUUCUCAUUGAAUUGAAAAUGUUAAUAUCUUUCUGCAAAUGAUAGUGCUGUAUUUAAGUACUGAUUCCGAAAAUAUUGUUGAUAGGUAUAACUUUAGGUAUUGGUAUUGUUUUCUUGUGUAUGUUUUCGCUUGAUUUUGUUUACUUUAUUAACUUAUUUGGUUUGGCCAUUUGUUGUUUGGUUUUAAUUUAAAUGCAUGUCGAUUGUCGGUGUAGAGUAAGAAUAUUGUUAAUGAGUGUCAAGUCUAAUAUAACAAUAUUAUAUUGUAAUCGAGUAUUUUUCGAAAACAUCGCAUACUUAUUAUCCCAAAAAGUCAAUUUCAAUAAAUGUGGCAUAGUUAUUUACACGUUUUCCAUAAUUUAUAUACCUAAUUGCAUAAUUACAUACAUUGUAAAGAUUAGGGUUUAUCUGUGCGAUCAAAUGUAUUUAAGACGAUGGAUCUGCUUAAAGUAGCACCUCAAAUGAUCGUUUUGCACCGGCGGCUGCUUAAAAUUUCGAUCUUAUCUUACUGCAGUCUACUCUCCCUUUGAAGUGCAAUAAUGUAAUUUUAAUUUACCUAAUCAAAUAUUCACUUCUGUGAAACCAAAUGAACAUUUUAGCAAUUUUCAUAACAGGUUGUGUAAAUGAUUUUGAAUUUAAAACAUCGAUGUUCACAUUUGCCAUAAUAAAAUGUCAAUUAAUUGAACAGAACAGAACUAUAAAAAAUAUUUCUAUCACGUUCAUUUGAAAACCUGAAAAUUUAAAUAAAAUGUAUACAGCUGCAUAUGCAUAGGCGCAUACGUAACCUUAAUAAUAACUAGAGGCAUGAUUAUUUAUACGAUAUUGUAUACUUCGAUUUUUUUAAAUGGUCUCUCCAGAUAAUAAAAAAUGGCUUAGGUACCAACAUUUCUAUUGAAAGAAAUAUAUGUUGCGUUUUUAAAGUAUACUUUAAUUCUACUCUAAUUAUAAAAACAAGAAAUCGGUCUUAAAAAUAUAGGAAGACCUAUAACGGUUGGAACUAGCGCACCUACUUACGUAUUCAACAUUUUCACAUAAAACAGAUAAAAAUUGUAAUUUUAUUGGUAAUUGUUACGAUCAUUUAUUCUAUUAAAGUUUUUUUACUGGCUAUAAAAACAAUAAAGAUGCCUUAUGAAUGAGCCUACGGAUUUAAUAUUCAUUAUUGUACUGAAAUUCACUAUGACAUCAUGUUUAUAAAUAACACAAUAUCGUAGAGAAAUCAGCCCUAGACUGCAGCCUAUUCUUAUUUUUCAAUAUAAUAUUUAUAUGAUUUUCAAGGUAUUUUGUUCAUGAACUACCCUCAAAUAAAAAUUGCGAUCACCUGUGCAAUACAUUCGGGUACUUAAUCAUAUGAUAUUUAUAGAAUAAAGGUUUUUUUUCUUUUGUUAAAAUGAGAACAUAAUAGGUGCAUUAGACAAUAAGUAACAGAAACAAGGGUGUAGCCACCAGUUAAUAAUUGACCUCUUUCACUUGCACAAUGCAUUUCCAAAAUAUAUAACAAGCAAUAACCGAUUAAUGUGGUACCUAACAUGUAAAAUAAUUAUUUACAAGUCCUGGUUGGUAACUAAGGAAGCGGGCAGAGGUUUGUUCGAUUAUUUGUACCUGUACCCAUAUUUGAACGUAUUUGUAUAAAAUUCUGUUUCUAAUUUAAUAAUUAAAAAUCUAUAUGUGUUUUGAAAUUGACAACGGGUUUACAUUUUGUGAAAAAUACUGUUAUACUCUUUCUGAUUUGAUGAGAUGAAGAUAGCAUUGAUUAACACUGAUUUUGAAAACUGUAAUGAAUUGUACUUGCCUAUAAAUAGCUAGAGUCAAAGUAUAUCUACCUACACUCUACAGCAAGCAAGGGUAUACAAGUUACAUAUUUUGAGGUGCUUCGCGUCAUGGCUCUUGCGUGAUACAUGUGCGAGAAUUAAAGAUAAGCAUGUGAAUUGAUUGCAAUGAAUUUCCUUGUAAAGUAGUAUAAUUGUCUAUUUAUUAUAUUGAGUGCACUGGUGUUGAAGACAAUGUGAGUAAUGAUUUAUUUGUAGUAAGUAACUAGUAUCGUGUGACGACGUGAUUUUGCGUGGUUUCGUUGGCGCCAUAUGUGAUCAAGGUUGAACCUGUCCAUAAUUUUAUUAUAUUCGUACUAAGCAUUAUAACUUAUUUUAAUUGAGGGAUGAAGUUUAUUGAACAGUGAAAUAUUUGAAAAUGUUGGAUAAGGAAAGAUAAAAUGUACCUUACCUUUGCUGCGGUAAAUUGCAAUUUGCAAUGCUUAUUUUUAUAGUUAGUGAAAAUAUACUUAGAUAAUGGCGCUGAUUUUCUUUGAGAAUGUUUUUACCACUAGGUACCUGAUGUUGAAAUGUUUAUUAUUGAUGACUGCAAUUUAUAAGUGCGUGAGGGAUUUUGGUUAAAUUCUACACUUCUGCCGUAUCGUUCACAUUUGAUAGCGCUUGAUUAAUGAGAUCCCAAAUUAGCUUCUUAUGCGUCAUAAUACAAACCUGUGAAAUAAACUACUAAAUUAAUUCAAGUUUGUAUGUAGGUACCUACCUAUCCUUGAUUGUGUCACCUAAAACACAUUAAAUCAAUUGAAAAAGCCUUCAAUUUAAAUUUGAUACCCUCCUGAAGCGGCGCCAUUGUCUCUCCAAAUAGGACUGUCCAUCGAGGCCAAAGGUCAGGGACACAUUACUUCUCUUUUUACAUUUCCAUUCAAUUUUUGGUGCGACUCAAUCAGGUUUCUUUUUUAAUGCCAUGACGUUGAACCAGCAGCGAAAAGUAUCUAAUGCUUAAAUAUAUUUAUUACGUAAUUUUGUAAACACAUUUUACGCACCUGUAAUUUAAUUGAACAUGCACAUCCUUGUUAUUUGCUGCUCCGUGAUAUAAAAUUCUACUAAUGCUAGACAGAUUCAAUGUUAUAAGUAUAAGCUGUACAUUAUAAUUUGAGUGUGAAAACCUAUUGACAUGAAAUAAAAUUUAUUUAGCGUUGCAA